CUCGCUCGUCCGUGAUCAAUCCUCCUCCCGCCCAUCUUGCCCAUCUUUGGCGUACUAGCUGCUUGACACAGGCUCUUUUCGCUCAAAUCCCGUAUGAAUUAUUGUGUACCGUAGAUCAUUCGUUGAGGUUCUACAGCGUGUGCGACUGGCGAGAUAGCGCUCAGCCGGGCUUGGCUUCAUUUUCGGAGUAACGCCCACACCCUUGACGUUUUGCUGCCAUACUCAUGGAAGGACUCUGCAAUUUCUACGCAGACCACGGAGUACGGUACACAUCACAUGCCUUCAAUUCCAGCUGUCAAGAUUUCGAGGUGACUGACGCACUUAUCGGUGCUGAGACAACGCGGAUUCCUGUAGAGACAACGCGCCUGCUCAGCUCAAACGUCGACAAUUGGUUACGCGCCCAAGAACGUUCUAGCGGGCUGCAUUUGGUAUGGGUUCCUCUAUUAAAAGAUACAAUACCCUGGCGCUACGAUAUUCGCGAGUCCAAUUUCGAUGCUAUAUCAAAGCAUUUCCAUGUUGAGAAGGCUCUUCGUUAUGGAUCCACUGCAGCAGCUGGCUUUGCGAAUUUCCAAACCGGAAAUGUAAAAAGUUAUUCUGCCUUCCUGUCUGACCUCCUGGUAUUUGCCUGGUCCUUUGACACUAGCACUGGUGCUACUAGAGGGAUUUGUCUGGGAGAUCCGUGGAUAAUAUCAACAGCGCAAAACUUGCUACAAUAUCAGUCGGCACUUAUCGGUCAUCCGAUGGCUGUGGGGUACAUGUUUAUCAUCAUACUUGGCACUCUAAUGGAUAGAGACUUACUGCGCGAGAAUCGAAAUAUUGCAGAAGUCGAAAACCGCACUGGGUAUCAUGGUUGGAAGAAAUCGUUCGUUGGAGUCGCCAAGGGUGAAUAUGCCACGCUUUCUGCUCGAAUUAGUGGUUGUGCAACGUCACUGGCAGGCCAGGAGCGAAUAGCAAAGGUAUCACAAGAAGCACUGGCAUUUGUCUCGACCAUGUCAUCCGAGCACCAUAUGCAAGGGUAUUCUCAAUUUCUCCAGGAAAGAAUAUCGCUAUCGGCAAAGACUAGGAAAGAGUUGGAUACAAUACUUGGGACGAGACUAGACGUACAGGAGUCACAAUUAAAGUUUCUGAACCAACGUAGUCAGAUUCAGCUUACCGCAGUACGACACCUUUCACCGAAAGACUUCCUCUAUCCCUUGCAGAAUCUCAAUUUGCCUCAAAGUUUCGGGAGAUUCUCAACUAUCUAUAUGCAAUUUCUGACAAAGUACUAGCUCUUCAAUUUGAUUGCUCAAAAAGACGCAAAGCUCAACAUCGCAAUCGCCAAAGACUCAAGAACGCUUGCAUCAGCAAGCAAGCGAGAUUCAUCCUCUAUGAAGACUCUGGCCGCUGUCACUGUCGCAUUCCUGCCAGCUACCUUUGUGGCUUCAUUGUUCGCCAUGCCUCUACUCAACUGGAAUGCAAGUCAAGGCUCGCCGAUAGUAAACGGCCGGUUUUGGAUCUAUUGGGCUGUGACCGCACCGUUGACUAUCACGACACUCGUCAUCUGGCUAACAUGGACUCAUCGUCAGUCGUUGCUUCAUCGAGCUCAGGAUAGCAUAGAUAGGGACCGACUCGUCGAUGAAAUGAGUACAGGCACAGAGCCCACUCUCGAUAGGCAUUAACAGAAUAUUAAGAAGUGAGCUUUGCGCCAGGACUUGACUGGCUCUGUCCAUAUUAUCCUACCUUAGAGCUAUACACGACUCACAAGUUCUCCGUCACGAAGCCCUUGAAUACCACGUCGUUGACUAUCAUAUCUUGGGAAUAAAAAACUGAGCGACUGAGGCAAAUCAUUUAAAGGCCACUUGACGGAUUUCCAUAGAACAACGCGAAAAUUGUGUGCAAAUCGUCGUAUCAAACCCCAUGGCAGACUAUGCUUAUUUGACAAUUUGCCAAUGUCCUUUCAGAACAUCUUCGGCUCAAUCUCUAAAGAGAAGGGGAACCAUUCGUUCCCUUUCCUCCUUCGUGAAAUCUACACCACGGAAUUAAGACUGG
Cadophora gregata is the source of this 2028-nucleotide messenger RNA. RefSeq lists its product as uncharacterized. The transcript has a single exon. NCBI's taxonomy places the organism in Eukaryota, Fungi, Ascomycota, Leotiomycetes, Helotiales, Ploettnerulaceae. Bases 225 to 1268 code for a protein of 347 amino acids. The record is from RefSeq and is a predicted model, not a curated record.